This is a messenger RNA of Drosophila ananassae, 881 nucleotides long. RefSeq lists its product as uncharacterized. Bases 122 to 469 code for a protein of 115 amino acids. The record is from RefSeq and is a predicted model, not a curated record. Lineage: Eukaryota; Metazoa; Arthropoda; Insecta; Diptera; Drosophilidae. The transcript is spliced from 2 exons.
AAUAUUUCUUAAUUUUUUCAAUGUAUUCCAGUUUUUUUACCCAAUACCAUAAGUUCAGUCAGAAGAGUAAUGUGCGGUAUCCUGGGCUUACAAGAUCACUGGGGAGGAGCCUCACAGUUCAAUGCCUGGCGGGGUUCAAUGGAGUUGCAAUAAAAAGCGCGGAAUGUGCCACUGCAAUAAAAUAGAAACAACUGUGCCUAAAAACCACUCAAGCAUGCUCUCCAGUCUGGGCAGUGCCAGCUAUUGUAUGCGGAGGAGUAGCUGGGGAAAGGAUAUGCCUGCUUCCUGCCAUUCCGGACGUAGUCAAAAGUUACGAAAUCGAGCCAAUUCUCUUCGGGCAGAUAUCAUUUUAGACACUAAUAAAAAGUUUCGACGUCAAUACGUGUGCGGCUUUCGGCUUCUGGCGGAGACGGGACCUGGGAAGAAGGCGGAGACGGGGACGGGUUCUCCACCACCAAACUACUAUUAGAAUAUGAAGAGCUCCGGAAUGGGACUUCAGAUUCCGGCAGGAGAUGGGCAGGAGAUGAGAUGACUUGGCGCCCAUACCCGGUCAUAGUUAUAAUAAGCAAAGUUUUGUGCUGACUGGAAAGGAGUCUUUUUUUCGGAUAAUCAAGUCGGUGUGCCCGGGUUAAAAGUGACUCGGUCCGUUGUCAAGGCUAAUGAAAGAAAAAUCAACAGCCGUAAUCAUGCAUUACCCCAAGGAAAUGAGUGGUCUCUUUGGGGAGUAGGAAGCACUUCAUUAAUUUUCCUCGAGACUCUUUAAAUUAAGUUCAAUCCGCAAUAAACGUAGAUCUUUCUCUUGCAUAAUUUUGUUAUAUUAGCCAAGUGGAAGAAAUCUGCGCUGCCAUGUGGUCACUGGUUUUCUGUUCACACAACUUCAU